AUGUGGGAGAAAGAUGGAAUUGCAGAAAGAUCAAAGGGGGAUUUCAAAAAUCUAUCAGUAGAGUGUUUAAAAUUACCACUAUCACUUGGUUCAACUCAUUCAAAACCUCCAUCUAAUCAGGACUCUCGUCGACAAUCUGGAAUUUUUUCAAAACAAUUCUCCACUCCAUUAUCUCCUAUAUCUGGUGAUUUGCGUAACGAAGAAUGUAAAACAUCAACGGAACAACAAUUCGAGGGUGAAUAUCAGGAUCAACUGCAGCAACUAGUUCAGGCAAUAGCAACAGCAAAAGAAAUUGAGCGAGACCUGUUAGCAAAAAUUCCAGAUGUAGUAAAUACGGUUGAGAGCGCCAGUCAGUGGCUUAAAUUUAUGGUGAAUGCAUAUCCGUAG
Molecule: messenger RNA, 387 nt
Organism: Didymodactylos carnosus
Lineage: Eukaryota; Metazoa; Rotifera; Eurotatoria; Philodinida; Philodinidae
Source: the annotation of a GenBank genome assembly